GAGGAGCCACAGCACAGGUGGAGCAGGUGAGGAGCCUAGGCUCCCGCGUGUCCGGGAGGAGGGGAAGUGAUUGCAAGCUGGCGAACGGAGGUUAGAGCACUGUUGGCCCCAGGAUCCAGCUCUGGAAAGCUGGGAUUGGGGUGCUGCCUCGGAGGACCACCAUGGAAGAGGAAGGGGUAAGAAACUUCAAGGAACUCCGAGCCAAAUUUCAAAAGUUCGAAGACCCACCUCUUCCAGGUCCUAUUAAGUUCUCAGCUGGUGUUUCCCAGAAGGAUGGCAGGGGCCACACACAGCCAACUCAGAGUCCGGUUAACAGGAAGUGCCUCUCAUCCCACCAGCAUCGGCCCCUGUCGGCCCAGAGAGGUGAAAUUCAGAAGGCUUCAAGUUCCUCGGGACCUCCAGAAAAAUCUGUUGAGUGCCCUGCAAGAAAUUCCCACGAAGCUGACACACCACUGGAUGUGAAUAAAACAAGAGCUGAGAUGUCCAACAAAGAGAAAAGAAUGACCAUCAGCAGCUUCAGAUACAAGCUUUGGAACUGGGAGAAAGUUUCAUCUCAGAAGGCUGAUAUGUCCCCAGCUCUGCACCUCACCAACUCUGGGAAUAAAACUCUCCAUCUGGAAGGUCAGAAAACCACAGAGCUUGCUCAGGGAAAACCAGAGAAGAGCCUGGAGGCAACGGGAGUUCAGACUCUUCCUCCGCAGAGCCAUUUGAUGGCCCAGAGAUCACCCAUGGCCUCUGAAGCCUCCCCUUCAUCACUUCCUUGGUAUGGCAGCGAUAGCCCAGAAGAUCUUGGGGCUGAGGGGAGCCCCAGGAGCAGUGCGUGCCAGCCUGUUUAUGAGUGUGAGCUUGGCAGCCUGGUUCCAGAAAAGCCAGAGAGCAGGCAUCACCAGCUUCCCACAGCAAAGCCACUGCCUUCCAUUGAAACCCUGGGCCCGCCUCCCCCGAAGCCUUCAAAGCCCCCACAUGUGAACCUCCAGGCCUUCCACAGGCAGCCAGCUGCUGUCCCCAAGACCCCGAAAGAAGUGACUCUAAAGGAGGGCGCCCUGUCUUCAGAUGGUGUGGAGUUAGAAGAACCACAUAAUUAUGACACAACGAUUUCAUAUCUGAGACACCCUGGCAAUUCCAUUAACCUGAGUGCUGCAGAAGAAAGCACUGAAGCCACUUACGAAAUUGAAAUUGAAGAACUCCAAAAGCCUUGGAGAGCUUUAGUUCAUCCAGAACUGAGACCCAAAGACGAAGAAAACAACAUGAAGGAAAAAGAGCCGUGUGAAUUCGAACCUCAGAAGCCAGGGAAGGACUCACACUCUCACCAUCCUCCCAAGGUAGUCACCUAUGAAGAGACUCUAGAAAAAGCCCAGGGAACUGGAGCCCACGAGGACAGACAGAGUGUGUCAGCUGGAAACCAGGAAGCCGUGACUGACAUUACUCAGAACAGGCUCUUCUCCAGGGACAUGACACUGACUAGGCAGUCCCAAGAGAAGGGAGGGUAUAUGGAGGCUUUGGAGGUGACGAAAGAAGCCCCAAGUCCAACCACCAUUAGGUCAGACUCCUCUUCAGAGAAGACUUACGAUGACGUGGAUUGUUCCAGAGCAGACACACCAAAAAGGGACUUCUCCAGCUCGUUCGCCUCAGACAGCGAAGAAAAUAGUGAGGAAAUUUAUGAAGACAUCUACAAAGCAAAGAACAAUGACCUCAAAACAGAGAAUGGAUUUUCCAUGUCACUGCCUGACCUAGGACCUAGGUCUCAGGAAGUUAUCAUCUAUGAUGAUGUGGACACAAGUGAGAAAGAACUGAAAGAUGAAGAUCAGUCAAAAACCUGGAAGGCCAAGUUUUUUACAACAAAAAGGGGAGUAAAGGGGAAGAAAGGCAGCGAUGGAUCCAAAAGUUUUUCUCCCAGAAAUUUCUUCAGAACUAAGAAGCAAAACUUUAUAAAGAACAGAAUGGAAAAAGAAGAAAAACUUUUCAGAGAAAGAUUUCAGUAUGGGAAAGAGAUCUCAGUCAUUAACAGAGCAGUUGCAUGCUCCAGUAAUUCACGGAAUGGAAUUUUCGAUCUGCCAAUAACUCCCGGAGAACAGCUGGAAGUCAUUGACACCACAGAGCAGAACCUGGUGAUAUGUCGCAAUUCCAAAGGCAAAUAUGGAUAUGUGCUCAUUGACCAUCUACAUUUCAAGCACCAGGGCUGAUCCCAUUAGAAAGAGCUGCAUAAAGUCAGGAUGUAUCCAAGGCGUGAGGUCAGGCUCACAGCACUUUCAGCUCCUGCCUCAACAUGAGAUGGGUGGUGGAAACUUCUGUCGGGAACUCAGAAGAAAACCCUCAACAAGUCAACGCUGGUUGGUUUUACUCCAUGAAAGUGUCUCUUUCAAUGUCUCUUUCACCGCUGGUUCAAAAGAAUGUGAAACAGUCCGUUAGUAUGCAAGCAUUUGCCAAAUUAGCCACAGCCCAAGUUAGAAACCUUGGCUCCGGCCCCAGGGAGCGGUACAGAUGGUCAAUGAGCUUCUAAUGUUAGUCCACAGUGUAUGGAACUUCUCGGUGUACAUGUACAUUCAUAUCAAGUCAAGGUAGAAAAACGGUGACCAUGACACUUUAAACAAACAAAAACCACCCAAACCAUAAUUAUUGGUUUGUUUUUUAACCAAAGUAAAAAAUAGAAGAUAAGCGCCACUGAGGGAAACAGUUUGAAGGGGGGGGGGGAGUUCCUUUUCUAAAUUCAACCAGAAGUAUUGUGUAGAAGUGUUUUUAAGUAUGUUUUACAAAAAUGUGAAAAUACAUACAUGCUGUAUCAUAUUAAAAUAGGGAAAAUUAUUUGUCUAUGCAGAAAGCAUAUCCAAAUGUAUUUCACUGGCAUGAUAGUAAAAUUUCAGUGUUGUAAAUAACAUUCAAGUUCUGCCUGAUAUGUAUGUUAAUAAAUUUUAUAUAUGCUUGCAGCUAUUAAA
Messenger RNA from Psammomys obesus (fat sand rat), 2933 nucleotides. It is a transcript of the gene Fyb2, whose product is annotated as FYN binding protein 2. The record is from RefSeq and is a predicted model, not a curated record. NCBI's taxonomy places the organism in Eukaryota, Metazoa, Chordata, Mammalia, Rodentia, Muridae. Gene Ontology annotation, cellular component: plasma membrane. Gene Ontology annotation, biological process: protein localization to plasma membrane; integrin-mediated signaling pathway; T cell receptor signaling pathway. Gene Ontology annotation, molecular function: protein binding. Bases 162 to 2183 code for a protein of 673 amino acids. The transcript is spliced from 19 exons.